This is a messenger RNA of Brienomyrus brachyistius, 2082 nucleotides long. RefSeq lists its product as uncharacterized. The record is from RefSeq and is a predicted model, not a curated record. The coding region runs from base 599 to 1630 and encodes 343 amino acids. The transcript is spliced from 2 exons. Lineage: Eukaryota; Metazoa; Chordata; Actinopteri; Osteoglossiformes; Mormyridae.
UGAGCGCUUUGGGACGGGAGAUGAUCGCACGGCAGCACCCGCUGUUCGGUGAGAAGAGUAAGAACGAUAUGUGCUUCCACAUCAGAGUCUCCAAAAGAAUCCAAUAACACCAGAAAAAAAGUCGCUAGAUUUGUCGCUAGUCGCUUUCUUGAAAACGAGUUACUAGAGGGGUCUAAGAAGUCGCUGAGUUGGCAACACGGCGUACAAGUACAGCAGCUCCCAGGAAACGCUGAAGUUCUCCCGCGCCCCAGAGAGAAGACUUCGCCGUUACCUCUCCAUUAAUCUCCUUUAAUAAUGGCGAUUAUUACUGCCCACGAUUCAAACCACCCCCACACGGAGUUAUUUCAGCUACUGUUUACAUAAUGAGAAACAUAUUGGAUUGGCCUGUGCACACUGGUUCGUUAUUGUACUGCUAACUGCUGCAUCGAAGAAGUAAACUUAAUGAAAGACAUCAUCCCUGGCUGUGCUCUGACCAGCACUCUUCUGCGAACCCCAUCCCUAAACCACAAGUUAGUUUAAUCCUCCUACAUCCUAACAAAAGGGAUCACAUUAUUAUUACUUUUCCUCCCCAUUGCAUCUGAGCUCCUUGAUCAUCACCAUGGGUGAGAGUUACAGUAAGGAAAAGGAAGACAUCAUGAUCUCAGGGAUGUUCAGUAUAGCUGAGACAUAUGGUGUGAUUCCUGAUAUUACCAUCGACGGCUCCUUACUCAUGUACUCAGGACUGAAUUCAACAGCUGUACUAGAACAGCACAGUUCUCAGAUGGUCAGUGACCUGGUGGGCAAAGUUCUGAACUAUAUGAUCAACCUGGGCUCCUCUUUAUCUGCUUUCAAACUUGUACCAAACGCAGUUGGAUUGGGCGCGUUGAUCAUCUCCUUCCUAUUAGACCUCAUGGUCAGUUCUUCGGUCAGGGUUCCCGAGGACAGCCCACUGAACAUGAUGCAGCGGGUCUUCGCUGAGGAAAAGGCCUUGGGGGUCAGAGACUCCAUGGACGAGUACCUGAAACGCCUCCGCAAGUAUGUGUGGGAACCAGAACAGGCGCUAGAAGAGACCAAACGUCUGGAGAAACAGCUGAGCGAGCAGAUGACCCGUCUGAGUAACUCCAUGCUGAAGGACGGGCAAAUGAGCUCCCGCGCCAUGAAGAUCUGGGUCAACGGCGCAGCGUUCCAUGCGCAGAUGCUAAUCCAUGAGGCGCGGCUCAUAAUGGCAGGAUAUGGAUCAAAGCAAGAAAAGAACCUUGAUGUUCGAGUAGCUUCUGUCUGCAGCAUGGUGGACCACUAUCGAAAGGACUUGGAGGACUUGUUAAAGGAGUACAAGAGCUAUAAACGCACUAACAUGCUCUUGAUGACAAAAUAUCAAGGCUGUUGGGCGUAUUACACUGUUCAUUGCAUAAACCCAAUGUGUUAUGUUUAUGAUAAAGAGCUUGGAAUGAGUACAGAGAACAAUCCUAGAAUUGUCUCGGAUAAUAAUUUUGAGGAUACAUUUUGUAACGGAUCAUUGGACGCCUACAUCAACUACAUGUUUAGCAACUGGGGCCAGAUAAAAAAGCUGAACGAGUAUUUUACUGUCCUUAAUACUAACAUAAGGGAACUGAUAACACAAAACAGGAUUUUUUCCAUGAAACAUGUGUAGCAAACAGAACACAAGCAGAAGUGUCCUUGACCAUGAGCCAUGAGCUGUUCCACUACAUCAGGUGACAUGUCAUGUAGCACAUUAGAAUGGGCUUUGGGACACACCCAAAGAAAAAGCACCGUCCACUUGCUUUUACUGCUGCUUUGUAUAACUCACAUAGCUAAUUUCCACAGUGAUAAAGUGAUGCGCUUUAUAGGAAAAGUAACAUGAUUAUAGUACUGAGAAGCUCUAUAGUUUUCAUGUAGAUUAACAAAAGGGAAAAUGUGAUGCUUGUUAUCAUGAAAAUUUAACUUGACAUCACUCUAACUGCAUUUCACAUUGCUGAAUGAAAAUGAAAUGUUUUUGUAACUACAUUUCCAGCAAUUAUGGAUUGAGGCUUAUUACUUGAAUGGAACUUAUUUAGCGUUUUCGCUGCAUAUAAACUAUACAAUUAUUAAAGAUUACUUACUAAA